Molecule: messenger RNA, 1351 nt
Organism: Hippocampus comes (tiger tail seahorse)
Lineage: Eukaryota; Metazoa; Chordata; Actinopteri; Syngnathiformes; Syngnathidae
Product: lanC-like protein 3
Exons: 2
Biological process (GO): peptide modification; carbohydrate metabolic process
Cellular component (GO): plasma membrane
Source: RefSeq, a predicted model, not a curated record
CUCAAGGAAAUGUCUUAAUAUGUAAACAUUUGUAACUUUUCACAUGUUACGCACUGUGAUAUGAAUAGUAUAAUACAAUAAAACAUGAAAUGAUUAAUACAUUGGUCGCCAAACAUUGGAUUUCAGACUUUUUUGCAACAUAUUGAAGUGUCAUACAUGUAGAAAAAUGUUGACCACUUUAAUUGAAAAAAAAUCCCAAAUAUAGCACAUUAACUUUGAUGACAAGUGACAAUACACACAGCAAAACUGAUUCUUAAGAGGAUGAGAAUUUUUUUCAACAUGCUGCUUAGUCACAGUGCAGGGAUGUGGAGUGCUGUGUUCUGAAGGCGAAUUUAUAGAAAAGGAGAAAAAAAAAUAAUUACCAGGGGAAAAUCAUUUUCAUGAGUCGUUAUUGUCAUUCAUUUAACUCUUGAACAGAUGCCCCUUGCUUUACCUCUUAGACUUAGUCAAAAAAAAAACAUUUAUGCCCACAAAAAUACAGUAAAAUUCUCUGAAGAUAAAUUCUUCCACUCUCCCUCUGCACGCCUCUGAGACUGGCAUUAUUGGAUUGCAUCUAAUAAAGUGGCCGACCUGCUCUUAUUUCAACAGGUACUUUUGGGGUAACAGUCAGGACCAUCAUCCAAUCUGAGCCCAAAAACCCUCACUGGUGACGACCAAUCAGGUCAGGGUUGAAUUGGACCUAUAUUUUCUCCACCUUCCUCCCAUCCUUGGAUACCUCAGGCAGGCAGGCAAACAGUCCUCCGGUCGCCGCUGUAUUCGGCCACUUACUCCGGGGAUGGAGAACAACCGUUGCUUCGCCAACCGCUUCUCGGACUACAGCAAGAGCGCGCUGCUGCCCGACCACGGGGCCGAAACGGUGGUUCCGGCCGUGGUGGCAACGGUGGAUAGAAUCCUCUCAAAGGUCCCCAUUUCAAGCGAGGUGGAGGACUGCGACGGCGGGCUUUACGACGGUCCGGCUGGCGUGGCGUAUAUGCUUUACCACGUCAGCGAGUGUCCGCUGUUCUCCGAGCGACGCGACGCGUACCUGAAGGCGGCCAAGCGCAUCAUCGACGUGUCGGUACGCUAUGCGGACGCCGAGCCGGACAGGAGCAUGCGCGCCGCCUUCCUGCUUGGCGGUGCGGGCGUGUACGCCGCGGCCGCGAUGAUCUACAAGUCGUUGGGUUUGGCCGACUUCGUCAAGCCGCUGACGAAAUUUCGCAACCUGUGGGAGGUGUGCGCGCCCAUCCAUUUCUUGGAGUGCGGUUCCGAUGAGCUGUUUGUGGGCCGGGCCGGCUACCUCUGCGCCGCCCUGGUCCUCAAACAGAAACUGGGCAUUGAGAUACUCAGCAAGGAUCAAAUCAAGUCAAUCUGC